CAGAGACCAAACUGCGGGGAUGGACGGUGAAAUAUGGGCGAGAAGAUAAAGUACAGCAGUUGCUAGAGCAGUAUCGAAACUUUGUAUCUCGAAAUCGAAUUUUCCAAGAAUUCAAUAAGGCUUAUAUUGACAUGCAGAAAGUGGUAGAGGAGUACAAGAAAGAAGGCAAUGUUGAUCAUCGUGAAAGCAUAAAUAUUGAUCGUUUUAUGCGAGAAACUGGUGAACGCUGGAAAAAUGUGUCAAUGGAACUACGGUGUGUGCAGAGUAUGUUAGAAGAAGUAGUUUCAUACUGGCGGAGAUGGAACAACUUGGCUGAUGAAUUUGAGUCUUGGCUUGACCGAGCCUACGGAAUGCUUGAUUUGCCAGAAGAAGACAAAAUGGAAUACUUUCAGGAUGUGAGUGUGUGGAAGGACAAAUUCCAACUACUGGGAGACACUGUCAGUUUCCUGAUUGCCACCUGUGAAGAUCAAGUAGCACAUGAACUGAAGGAGAGGUAUCUUAGGAUCUCUGUCCGAUGGGAAGACCUCUUUCAAGUAUGUUAACUGGAUAACUUUUGA
Zootermopsis nevadensis is the source of this 557-nucleotide messenger RNA. The record is from RefSeq and is a predicted model, not a curated record. Lineage: Eukaryota; Metazoa; Arthropoda; Insecta; Blattodea; Termopsidae.